AGUUACAAUCUUUUGCGGCUCUCUUUCCACGCGCGCCUUCCUUUCACAGGCGAGAAUCGUAUUUACAGCGCCCUUGCCCGACCACCGAGGGUUUCCGUGCAUGCGCCGGGCGGGGUUGCCGUGGCAACUGGCGCGAGGGGCGGGGCUAACGUCGGCGGCAGUUUUGAGGCCUGCUCGCCCAGCUGGCCGCCUGAGUUUUGUUGGGCUCUCUCUCUCUCUCCCCGCAACCGAAACUGAGGCAUAGACCUAGGUGGGUUGGUGCCGCUAUUAUGUCCCUGCUGAGAGUAAGUCGCUUGCCAGUAGGAAGCAAAAGGAACCCGCCUAAGGCCAGAAGGAAGAAGCCUUCCGCCAAACAUGAGUGGGAUAGCACUGUUCAUGAUCUCACUGUGCAUCGUGCAACUCCUGAGGAUCUUAUCCGACGACAUGAAAUGCACAAGUCAAAAAAUAAAGUCCUUGUACACGUAGAACUGCAAGAAAAAGCAUUAAAGAGCAAAUGGAAGAAGCAGAGACCAAGAGCUCCAGAAUCUCUGGAAAAAAAGAAACUGACCUUGAUGAGAGAGAUUCUCUCUGAUCAGUACCAGCUACAGGAUGUCCUGGAGAGAUCUGAUCAGGCCAUGGCUAUGGUGAAAGACCUAUUUGGAGAUGUCCCUCGCAGGCAUUUAGGAUUCCCAAAUGUCACUGUGGCUCCUGAUUAUGAUGUGAAAUCUUCUCAAGGCCUCAUUACACAAAAGGAUAAUCCCCCCACACAGCUUUCUAUUCUUAGUGAGUCUAUUAUGGAUCCCCAGGCUCUCAAUGAAAUAGAAGGAGAACAUUCUUUCACGUGCAAGACAAACAGCGAGAACGAUGUGUAUUUGAACUUCAGAUCCAACAUUGAUCCAGAUAGGGUGCUUCUGAAAGAAGAUAAUUCUGGGGCCAUUUGCCUGCAAGAGGCUUCUAAGCAGCAAGUAUCUACCACUUCAUCACAGGAAGUAAACAUGCUCUCAACUCCAACAACACAUUAUCAAUCUUUGGGAUACACAGUCCUUAAUGCUACUAACGUAGUCAAGAAAGUCCACUCAAAACUUCAGAAUGAAGAGCAGGCUUCAGAUGCCACAUACAUUGUGCAGCAAGUACUGAAUGCCAAUGUAAGGAAGCAAAAGCAAACGUCAACAAAAGUGAAGAAAAAACAAAGUGCACAGUCUCCUGACACACAGAAGAGGAGUAACUUGAGUACUGCUGCAACUUGCUUUGACCUCCCAAAUGGCAACAAAUCCAGCCUAGAGGUCUUGAACCAAAUGGUGCAUGAUAUGGAGAAUGAAAUGGAGGAAUAUGAGAGGUGGAUGGGGCAUGAGGUCCAGCAAGCACACAAUGGCCAAGGUCUCUCUGGAUUUACUUGCUCGCUGGUGAAUGCUCUGUGUCGACUGCUGCGCUAUUUGAAGGAGAUUGAGGCAAGGCUACGUCAAGAAAAGUUGAACAGGCAGCAGCUUGAAAGGGAGCUAAGUGAACAUAGGACCCUCGUUGAUGCUCUGACUGCUGAAGUCCUCCUGGUGAGAGAAGAAAACCUUGUUAUGCAGAAUAAGCUCCAGCAGUACAUGAUUGUGACAGAUGAACAGCUGAUUUCCCUCAUGCACGCAUUUGGAGGACUUCCUAUUACAGGUCCUAACAUAAUGACAAAUCCUGGAGACCUUGGGGAACUUUCAGUCAGGAGUCCAGAGGUAGCCCAAGAAAAAAUGCUCUCAGACGAUGUUGGGUCAAAGAGAGAUACUCUUGAGCUCUCGCAAGGGAAUCUUCCCAAUAAAAAGCCAGUGUUGCUAAAUCCUCUGGAUAAAAUGCAUCCAUGCCCUACUUUAACAACUUGUAUAAUCCAGCCAGCUGUCUUGUUAUCUCCACCACAACAAAUGAGCAGCCAGGCAUUGCCUCUUCUUCAGGACGAUUCCACUGAGAGAGAAUCGGAAGGAGAGCAAAGGUUCUCCCUCUCAAAGCCACUGAUAGUGCAGGAGGAUGGCAGUUCUGUCCCCCAGAGAAGUGAUAUUCCUGUGGCAACCAAAAUUUCACAGAAUUCUCUACGGUCAGAUGGCCAGUCAUUAGUAAGCACCCGCACUGCUAUGCCAAGACAGGGCUUUGAUGGCUUAGCAGAGAGAUCCAAUGCUGAUGUGACCAUGAUGUUUACCCAGAAUGAUGACCUGCAGGGACAAAUAGCAGAACUAACUCUCCAGAACUCUGUUAUUAAAGCUCAACUGAACAAAUUCAGUCAUUGCCAUCAGGAGACAUGGAAUAUUUUGCAGCAGCCAGUCUCGGUGCAGAAUGGAUCAGUUGUAGAGGGACAGGGACAUGGUGAAGUCAUAAGCAGCAUGAAAGAAUUACCAAAGAGCUUGGAUGAACGAAUAGCUGAACUGAACCGCCAAAGUGCAGAAGCACGUGGCAAACUGCUGCUGCUGACUAGUCAGCAAAAAGUACCGACAUUCAUCUCUGUGUCUCCACCAGUUUCACCAAUUCCUUCACCAGCUAUAAAUUUGCUUGAAAAUGGAAGAAGGACAAUUGAGGUGUCUGUUCCAGUUGCAGAAACUCUGGAUAGUUCUAAGGAAGAUAUUCCUUCUCCUGCCAGUGGAACCAGUGCAAAGAGAUCCAUAGAAAUGUCUAGCCAGAUGUGCUUAUCACUAAAUACCUCACUGGGAAAGGUACACUUAACAUGUGAUACUCACAGAUUAAAGACUGAAAAACAAAGAGAAGAAGGUUGGUUCGCCUUGUCAGCACAUAUUGAGUAGCCCCAAACUAAGCCAAAUGUAUAUGAUUUUGUUUUUUACAUGUUUUUAUGCCAUUCUUAUGAAGUUCUAGAGCAGGAGUAGCUGACCUAUGGCUCUCCAGAUGUUGCUGAACCACCGUCGUUCCCAUUAUCCAUGUCCAUUGGCCAUGCUAAUUGAGGCCGGUGGGAGUUCCAGCAUUUGGAGAGCCACAGGUUAGCCACACAUCUUCUAGAGCCUUUUCUGCCAGGCCUUGGAGAAAGUCAGCGCUGCUAAUUAUGCUAAGAUAUUUCAACAUCUGUGGCUAUCUCCUUCUCAGUAGAAAUUCAUGUCCAUAUUGCAGUUGAACGUAUCUUAGACUUGUUUCCUAUGUGCAGUCUAGGGCAAGAUAGACAGUUGAAAGCACAGUGUUGUGAAGGCAGCUACUUGUGUGAACAACUACUCGUGCCAUUCCCUUGAACCAUGCAGUCAUUACUGGAUCAGGAUGGAGCUGCUGAUAUAAAAAACUUGCUUUGUGCAGCUGCCUCUGCUGCUAUUGUGCUUCCAUAUUGCUGGCCGCAGUAUCCAUUGGAAAUCACAGUGGCUCCUGGAGAUGUCCCCAGUUUUUCUUCAAUACUCAUUUCUGAAAUGUUCAGUAUUGCAUGGUAGAGGGGAUUUUAAUUGACAGUUGAUGAAUGUGGUUAAUAUAACAAGGUCCUGACAAUGUUUUGUUUAUGCAACUGGGUAAACACUUCCUGAAAACAAAGCUUUCUCUUUUUUUUCUGUUGCAAUAAUGAUUGUUUUGUGGAAGGGACAUUCUAUCACAUAAGGCAAAUUCCUAGAUGGGAAUGUUUUGGGUCUGGUUAAUUGAUAGUAUAUGAUGCCCUUACCUGCCUUCAUUUGCCUCGCAGAUUUGUCUUGGCAUUAAGUUUUAUAGUCUGCCUGUUGCUAUUAGGAAUUCAUCUGUGUAAAAUCAUAGCAGAUGCCUAUUUCUUUUUCUGUGCAGUGUCCAAUUAAAAUUUUAAAUCGGAAACGUGCUGCUGUUACUAUUAGCCCUGCCGAAGAACAUACAAAUAUAUUUUUCUGUUCCCUUAUUGCCAUAGGUGGAUUUGAUAAAGUUCUUUUGAAGAACAAGAUAUUACUUUAUUAAAAUAUUUAUAUUUUGCUCUUCUGGUGCAAAUACAACACCCAGGAUGGCUCACAAUACUAAAAAUUAUAGUUUCUUGAAAACAACAGACUAAGGAGGCAGGAUCAGCCUUUAAAACCAAGCCUAAACAUCUGCCACAUACAACAGAAGUUUGUCAGAAUAAAAACUGUCUUUAGCGUCUGAAGAAAAGCAGCAAGGCAGAGGGUCAACUAUACUUCAUGGGAUAAGGUGUUUAUAAUCUAGGUGCAGCUCCUGAGAAGGCCUCUCUCGUCUCACUCAAACAAGCUUCCACCCUAAGUGGGCCACAGAAAAGAAUCUCUCCUUCUGAUCUUAGGGAGCCAAUAGGAUGAUGUGAAAGGAGGUGGUCCUUAAGGUUUCUUGGACCUAAAGCCAUCACAAGCACUUUGAAUCUUGCCAGAAAGCUGUUAUCUGCCUAAACCUCCAUCCCCAGCUGUAAGUGUGUGAAAUGUUUAUCAUGGAGGGAGUGGAGCCAUAAUUCUGUUAAAUGAGUUCACAAACUUGAGACAUAAAACGCAAGCACAAUUUCACAAGUCAUGCAUGUGAAAGUCUGACAGGUUUGUGGAUGGAAAAAUCUGCCAUUGUGCAACACUGGAAGUUCUAUGCUUGUCCCACAAUAAAUGAAUAGACCAACUGAGUCUGGAGAAUUAUCCUGUCAGAGAGGCUUGGGCAUUGUAGUAGGCUACUCAGGAAGCUAACUAAAACUUUAUUGAAACCUGGUUUUCAUUCUUUGAUUGUGUUAAUAAGGGGGUAACCAUACGUCAUCACACCAGGUGCACAAGCUUUUUUGGAGGAAGGGGCAGCUCUUCCACUGUACAGCUCUUCACCUCACAUGUAGACCAGAGCGAUAUGGCUUUGUUAUACCUUACUGCAGGAACACAUUAUAUAUUUAUAAUGGUUUUCCUCAAUUGAUGUUUUACUCUGUUUAAAAUUCAAUAAAAGCUAUAUUUUAAA
This is a messenger RNA of Rhineura floridana, 4818 nucleotides long. It is a transcript of the gene SPICE1, whose product is annotated as spindle and centriole associated protein 1. The transcript is spliced from 17 exons. Gene Ontology annotation, cellular component: centriole; spindle; centrosome. The record is from RefSeq and is a predicted model, not a curated record. The coding region runs from base 270 to 2744 and encodes 824 amino acids. Gene Ontology annotation, biological process: regulation of centriole replication; metaphase chromosome alignment; mitotic spindle assembly. NCBI's taxonomy places the organism in Eukaryota, Metazoa, Chordata, Lepidosauria, Squamata, Rhineuridae.